CCCUUUCCCGUCUUGCGAAAAUUUUUUAAAUUGGUUGAUUAUACCUGUUUUUCGUUUUGCAUCUUAUUCCUAUUUAAUUUUCGAUUUUAUUUUAUUGUUAUUGUCUAUUGCGAGGAUUGUACUUUAGCCCGUUUUGGGUAUGCCAAGGCCAAUUAAGAAGAAGAAGAAAUAUAUGCUACGUGUUUAAAUGUAGAUUAGGUUAGGCACGUAUUUACAUGUAUAGGAACACGUACAGGUUGGAUACAAGUAGUACGUGAGUUGGUAGUCCGAUGUUGGUAGCUACAUAAAAUUAUGUGUGUUCAUUAAAACGUUGGCAUAAACACGACACGAUGGAGGUGACAAAUUCAAAUUUUCAAGAUGUGCUGUGUGAGCUGGAGAGCGUCUUAAAAGAUGCGGCCUUUCUCAGUAUCGAUGGUGAAUUCACUGGUCUCAAUUCUGGCCCGGAUGCCGGUCCUUUUGACACGCCAGCUCAAUAUUACGCCAAGCUCCGAGCAGGAUCAAUGGAUUUCUUGCUCGUACAAUUUGGUUUAUCCGUCUUUACAUACGAUUUACAAAUAAACAAAUACUCUCAGCGCUCUUACAACUUUUAUGUGUUUCCCAAACCGAUGAAUCGUCAGGCACCAGACAGUAGGUUCAUGUGCCAGGCAUCAUCCAUAGUGUUUUUGGCAAAUCAAGAUUUUGACUUCAACAAGCUUUUCAAGCAUGGUAUACCAUAUCUCAGUGCAAACGAAGAGGAGAAGCUCAUUAAACGCUUGGAGGAGAAACAGAAACUCAAAGAGGAAAAUAAUCAAGACUUAAUUCCAAUAUCGGAUAAUGACAAGCCUCACAUAGAGGAGAUAUGUUCUAGAAUAGAGAAUUUUCUUGCCUCAGAUGCAAAAGAGUUGACGAUAGACAAGUGCAAUGGUUUUAUGAGAAGACUGGUAUAUCAAGAAGCACGGAUCAGAUGGCCUAACAAAGUGAGAGUUGAAAGUAAAGUUGAAAAUACUUGGCAGUGUCUUUUGAUACAGAAAGCAGGCACCAAGGAGGAAGAAGAGGAGAAGGAGAAACAGAAACGGGAGAGGGAAAAAUUGGAAAUUAAACAGGCUGUAGGACUUAGCAGUCUUCUGAAAAAGAUUGUAGAAUCUGAAAAGAUAAUAGUAGGACAUAAUAUGCUGUUAGACCUAUGUCAUAUUAUACAUCAAUUUUUUACACCUUUGCCAAGUGACUAUUCAGAAUUUAAAUCUUUGGUUCAUGGCUUGUUUCCUAGUUUAUUGGAUACAAAAGUCAUCUGUCAAUCACAACAAUUUAAAGAACUUGUAUCGUCGUCGAAUUUGAACGUAUUGUUAGACAUUGUAAGCAAGCCACCUUUUUCCGUUCCCGAUGUGGAGCCCGUGGAAGGACGAAGUUAUUCGGUAUCAACAGAAAAAUCACAUGAGGCAGGAUAUGAUGCGUACAUCACUGGAUUAUGCUUUAUUGCAUUGUCCAAUUAUCUUGGCACGCUACAAAAGUCUGAGAAUGCUACGGUAUUAGCGAAUUCACCUUUGCUUAAUCCUUUUCUCAACAAACUUCCAAUAGCAAGAUUGAAAGAUUUUCCAUACGUGAACCUGACAGGAAAAGAUCCAAAUCCUAGCAGAGAUCACGUAUUUCAUUUAACAUUCCCUAAAGAGUGGAAACAUGCGGACAUAAGUCAACUUUUUAGUCCAUAUGGAGGUGGAUAUGUUUCAUGGCUAUCCGACACGUCCGCGUACAUUGGUUUAUAUCGUCGCGAUCAAGCCGGUGCCGUAAUGACGAACUUGUCCAAGGGAACUAUUUGUAAAGUACAAAAAUAUGCAACGCAUCAAGCUACUUUGCAAAUUCCAUCUGAAGAUCGCAAACGGAAGUUGCCACCCGCGAACGACAAGGACGAGAAGGAUGGCGAGAAGUCGACGACCAACGGCGUGAAAACAUCGGAGGACGACAGCGAGUGGAAAGUUGCCACGGGUAAAAGGCGCAAGAAACGCAGGGAGCAGGCGGCAACCGUCGACAAGAAAGCUUUCGAGGAAAAUGACGCUUGGAAUUAACUACGGUGUUCCGGAGAACAUCGCGUUUCAACUGCACGGAAUGAUGCAGUGAAUACAUAUGCAUAAGUACAGAACAAUCCGAAAUGUGCUGAAUCAGAAAAAAAA
This is a messenger RNA of Pogonomyrmex barbatus (red harvester ant), 2144 nucleotides long. RefSeq names its product poly(A)-specific ribonuclease PARN. Gene Ontology annotation, biological process: siRNA 3'-end processing; priRNA 3'-end processing; nuclear-transcribed mRNA poly(A) tail shortening. Gene Ontology annotation, cellular component: nucleus; cytoplasm. NCBI's taxonomy places the organism in Eukaryota, Metazoa, Arthropoda, Insecta, Hymenoptera, Formicidae. Gene Ontology annotation, molecular function: RNA binding; poly(A)-specific ribonuclease activity; metal ion binding. The record is from RefSeq and is a predicted model, not a curated record.